AUGACCGGGAUUCCGGUAUUAUACCAAAGAUUUGUAGAUUGUAUAAUUUGUGCGAAAACUCCUCGCCGAUGGGGUUCGCCCACGUUACAUAGAUUCUCCAGAUAUUUACGCAACGAUUUAGAACCUGCGUCCCCCCCUUCGCAACUUUCAAAACACGGUGGGGCAUUCCGUGUACCGGCAGAUCUCUUCCUCGAGAGGUCAUCUGCAGGAUCUGCUCUUCCUUGUUGUCUUACUCCAGCUUUCCCGCGGUUCCCUUACAACGUUGGGUUUAUCGCUAAUUGCAUGAGAAAAUUUCCCUCCCCCUGGCCUGUGUAUAGCUCUCCUUGUGCCCGAUCCGAUCCCAGAUAA
Nezara viridula (southern green stink bug) is the source of this 348-nucleotide messenger RNA. The record is from the annotation of a GenBank genome assembly. Lineage: Eukaryota; Metazoa; Arthropoda; Insecta; Hemiptera; Pentatomidae.